Messenger RNA from Oncorhynchus masou masou (cherry salmon), 4637 nucleotides. It is a transcript of the gene nf2a, whose product is annotated as NF2, moesin-ezrin-radixin like (MERLIN) tumor suppressor a. Gene Ontology annotation, molecular function: actin binding; integrin binding. The transcript has 16 exons. Bases 845 to 2620 code for a protein of 591 amino acids. Gene Ontology annotation, cellular component: filopodium; adherens junction; plasma membrane. Lineage: Eukaryota; Metazoa; Chordata; Actinopteri; Salmoniformes; Salmonidae. The record is from RefSeq and is a predicted model, not a curated record. Gene Ontology annotation, biological process: regulation of gliogenesis; positive regulation of early endosome to late endosome transport; positive regulation of protein localization to early endosome.
AAUGGUAAGUUCCGGUCUACUUAAUUGGGUGUAUCUCCAGUAGACACCAACGCAAUAGCAGCUGGGUCUGGUCUACUUAGUUAAUUGGCUUACAUUGACCCCCCCCAAAAAAACUAUUGCGAGUGGGGUAUCUCUGAUUACUGCUAGAUAUGUUUAGGACCGCCCUCAAUGAAUGAGGAAGUUAGUUAGCUGCUAGCAUAGUAUGCUAAUGGUGUUCAGAUGUUUUGUUAUUGUAAUUAAAAGGUUUCAGAAGACAUACAUCACCUUCCAUUAGUGCGAGGAUACUUUACUUUAGGACGAAAUUACUGUUUCAACGGGGAACCCGUUUUCCGAGUAUGAAACAACCGAAUUUACGAGUUAGCGCGUGGGUAUGUUUACAAAACAGGUGAAGCUCCCCAUUCGAAAGUUCGCUAGGCGAUCUAACUCGCUAUAUCAAGCCAAUUAGCUAUCCAAAUAGCACAACUGGAAGUAAAAUGUGUUGGAUAAUGCCAUAGUGAAUAUAUUUGACCAAUCUAGAUAUACAAAUCUGUGUACAGUAAAUUGCUGAAGUUAUAGCUAAAAAGCUAAAUUAGCUAAGUUAGCUUGCGAAUGUUUUGGCGCUACCCAAAGGUUUCCCACUCGCAGAACUGUGAUUACACUGAAUAUAAAGUAUGUAAAUUAGUCUAUUAUUAUUAGACUAUUAUAAAUAGCCUCUAAAAAAGACUACGAAUAGAAUGGGAAAGCACAUGAUAUUCUUGUUAUGACGCCAUUGUGUGCACCUGUUGACGUCGUCACAUUAUACCUGUACACCAGCUAUAACUAACGUUAUAGUCAGUCUAGCUAAACAAAUUGAGGGUUUGUCAACAUGGCAAGUGCCUUAGCAGCUAAAAUGGGACUCAACUCAUUGAGAAGAAAACAAGCCAAGAACUUCAAUGUCAGGAUCACCACAAUGGAUGCAGACAUGGAAUUCAGUUGUGAGGUCAAAUGGAAGGGGAAAGAUCUUUUUGAUCUGGUGUGCCGGGCUCUGGGACUGAGAGAGACGUGGUUCUUCGGGUUCCAGUAUGAUGUCAAAGACACUGUAUCCUGGAUCAAGAUGGACAAGAAGGUUUUGGACCACGAUGUGUCCAAGGAGGAACCAAUCACCCUUAAUUUCCUGGCCAAGUUUUACCCUGAGAACGCAGAGGAGGAGUUGGUUCAGGACAUCACUCAGCAUCUCUUCUUCCUACAGGUGAAGAAUAAGAUCCUGGAAGAGGAGAUCUACUGCCCUCCUGAAGCCUCUGUGCUGCUGGCCUCCUAUGCUGUCCAGGCCAAGUAUGGAGACUAUGACCCCAAUGUCCACAAACUAGGCUUUCUGGCUCAAGAGGAACUCUUACCAAAGAGGGUGAUCAACCUUUACCAAAUGACAGCAGAGAUGUGGGAGGAGAGAAUCACUUCUUGUUAUGCUGAGCAUAGAGGGAGGACAAGGGAAGAUGCUGAGAUGGAGUACUUAAAAAUAGCUCAGGACCUGGAGAUGUACGGCAUCAAUUACUUUCCCAUCAGGAACAAGAAGGGAACAGAUCUCCUGCUGGGAGUGGAUGCCUUGGGUCUACAUAUCUACGAUCCAGACAACAAGUUAACCCCCAAAUGUUCCUUCCCCUGGAAUGAGAUUCGCAACAUCUCCUACAGCGACAGAGAGUUUGCCAUAAAGCCUCUGGACAAGAAAACAGAUGUGUUCAAGUUCAACUCCUCCAAGUUGAAGGUUAACAAGUUGAUCCUGCAGCUGUGCAUGGGGAACCAUGACCUGUUCUUGCGGAGGAGGAGGGUGGACUCUCUAGAGGUGCAACAGAUGAAGGCCCAGGCCCGAGAGGAGAGGGCCAGGAAACGGGUGGAGAGGCAGCGGUUAGAGAGGGAGAAGCACCUGAGAGAGGUGGCAGAGAGAGCCAGGGACGAUCUGGAAAGGAGACUGAUACAGCUACAGGAUGAAGCCCACAUGGCCAAUGACGCUCUGCUUCGUUCUGAGGAGACAGCAGAUCUCCUGGCUGAGAAGGCCCAGAUAGCUGAGGAGGAAGCGACGCUGCUGUCCCAGAAGGCUAGUGAGGCCGAGGCCGAAAUGCAGCGUAUCAAGGUGACAGCCAUCCGCUCAGAGGAGGAGAGGAGAAUGAUGGAGCAGAAGAUGCUGGAGGCGGAGAUGAUGGCCCUCAAGAUGGCUGAUGAGUCAGAGAGGAGGGCAAUGGAGGCUGACCAGCUGAAGCAGGACUUGCAGGAAGCCAGGGACUCUGAAAGGAGGGCCAAACACAAGCUGCUAGAGAUCACCAGCAAGUCUACCUACUCGCCCUCGACCGUCCCAGGUGAUGCGAUGCCUCCAGACCUGAGCUUCAGCAGAGAGAACCUGAGCUUCGACUUCAAAGACACAGACAUGAAGCGCCUCUCCAUGGAGAUCGAGAAGGAGAAGGUGGAGUAUUUGGAGAAGAGUAAGCACCUUCAAGAGCAGCUGAAUGAGCUGAAGACAGAGAUAGAGUCUCUGAAGCUGAAGGAGCGAGAAACGCCUCUGGACAUACUCCACAACGAGAACACUGAGAAGGGCACCAGCAAGCACAGCAACUUCAAAAAGCUAACUCUACAGAGCACCAAGACCAGAGUGGCUUACUUUGAAGAACUAUAGAUGUCACCAGGGACGUGUGUGUGCGUGCUUGACUGUGUGUGUGUGUGCGUGCUUGACUGUGUGUGUGUGUGCGUGCUUGACUGUGUGUGUGAGUGCGUGCUUGACUGUGUGUGUGUGUGCGUGCUUGACUGUGUGUGUGUGUGCGUGCGUGCUUGACUGUGUGUGUGUGUGCGUGCUUGACUGUGUGUGUGUGUGCGUGCUUGACUGUGUGUGUGCGUGCUUGACUGUGUGCGUGCGUGCUUGACUGUGUGCGUGCGUGCUUGACUGUGUACGUGUGUGCUUGACUGUGUGUGUGCGUGUGUGUCUGUUUGCGUGCGAGCGCGUCUUUUUGCGCCCACGUCCGUGUGCGUGCACGCGUGUCUGUGUGGACAUGUCUCUGGAGAAACUUUAUCACUACAGUACAUUCCAUACUACGUGGCCUUUGGCUCCAUUUGCUGGGAGAUACUCACCACAACUGCGGUCAAACGAUGGACCACUGCCUAGGUCAAAACUAAUUUCAGAACUGGAGUUUAAAUACUGUAUAGGCCAAGAGAGACAAAUCAUGAGUUACACUUUAAUUUACAUUCCACUACUUCUUACCUGAUAUUUACCUUAAAAUAACCAAACAAUACUUACAAUAACUACAGUUUGUGUUAUUUGUGUAACAUUAAAACGAACAUACUGUUCACCAUUCACUAGCAGGUAGGUAAAGUAUGUUUAAUUAUGUAUCAGUAUCCUUACCACUCACAUAAGUGCAUAAUGAGUAUUAACAGGUAAAUACCACUGAAAGAAUUACAGUAAAAUAUUAUCAACUUGUAUCACGUCACCUCAAGCCUCUGGCUGCCGUAAGUGAAUUUCUGUAUAGGUGUUCUCUACUACGAAGGUACCAAGUGCACUAUAUUCUGUUCUACCCUUUAAAAGCAGAGUGGAAUAGCCUUUGAACUCAGACAGGGUGAAGAUGAAGGAAUGGUAAGAGUAUUACAGUACAGUAAUCCGGUGUACUUCUAGCACAGUUUUCCUGAAUCCGGAUACUGGGGACCCACAGCGAUGCACAUUUUUGUUGUUUUGCCCUAGCAUUAACACACUUCAUUCAACUAAUCAGCUCCUCAUCAAUGCUUAGAUUAGUUUAUUCAGUGACGAUGGGGCAAAAACUAAAAUGUUAUGGGGUGAACAUUUUGAAUCCCCAUGACCAGGAUUGGGAAACACUGAUCUAGCCUAUCGUUGGUACUUUUGGGAAAAAUGUUAGGGUUAUGUUUCUUUUUUAGCUCUUUGAACAAACUUGAGUUUGCAUUCCAUUCCAUUGUAUUGAUCUAAUACAGUGCACUCUGAAACGGUUUGCAUAUUUUGUUACAUUACAGACUUAUUCUAAAAUAUAUUAAAUCAUUUUUUUGCCUCAUCAGUUUACACACAAUACCCCAUAAUGACAGAGAAAACAGGUUUGUAUAAAUGUUUGCUAAUGUAAAUAAGGUAUUUCUGUGUUUUUAUUUGUGAAAGUAUUCAGCCUGUUUGCUAUGAGACUUGAAAUUGAGCUCAGGUGUAUCCUGUUUCCGUUGAUCAUCCUUGAGAUGUUUCUACAACUUGAUUGGAGUCCACCUGUAGUAAAUUCAAUUGACUGGACAUGAUUUGGAAAGGCACACACCUGUCUAUAUAAGGUCCCUCAGUUGACAUUGCAUGUCGGAGCAAAAAUCAAGCCAUGAGGUUGAAGGAAUUGUCUGUAGAGCUCAGACACGAUUUUGUCGAGGCACCGAUCUGGGGAAGGGUACCAAAAAAUGUUUGCAGCAUUUAAAGUCCCACAGAACACAGUGCCCUCCAUCAUUCUUAAAUGGAAGAAGUUUGGAACCACCAAGACUUCCUAGAGCUGGCCACCCGGUCAAACUGCGCAAUCAGGAGAGAAGGGCCUUGGUCAGGGAGGUGACCAAGAACCUGAUGGUCACUCUGAGUUCCUCAGUGGAGAUGGUAAAACCUUCCAGAAGGACAACCAUCUCUAGUGAAUCUAAGAUUAAACUCUUUGGCCCGAAUGCCAAGCUUCCCUACGGUG